Messenger RNA from Saccostrea echinata, 2510 nucleotides. RefSeq lists its product as uncharacterized. Gene Ontology annotation, cellular component: nucleus. Bases 6 to 2210 code for a protein of 734 amino acids. Gene Ontology annotation, biological process: positive regulation of Notch signaling pathway. The transcript is spliced from 9 exons. The record is from RefSeq and is a predicted model, not a curated record. NCBI's taxonomy places the organism in Eukaryota, Metazoa, Mollusca, Bivalvia, Ostreida, Ostreidae.
GGAAAAUGGCUGGUUCAGGUCCAUUACAAACAGUCUGGAAUAAUCGUUUUUUGAGACCCCCACCAAUAAUAUCUCUCUGCACUCCUUUGACUGAGAGAGGUAAAGUGAAAAUGGUAUUAAUGGUCUUGAAAGAGAUCGAGAUGGCUAAAGAGAAACAGAUAGUCCUUUCCACUGAGGAAUUUGCUUUGUGUCGUAUCAUCUACAAACUGAAUGCUCAGUUGCGGAGUGAAAAAACUCUUCAAUUCUUAAAAAGGAUAAAAGUAUGUUUAGCAAAAUUAUCUGAAAUGAAAGUGGAAAAGAUUGUGGACAAUUUAUUGCACAUUUUACAACAGAGCAAUUUGAUGGCCAGAAGUGUCUAUCUUCCUACUCAACAAAUGAUGGAGCACCUGCUAGUCAAAUUGAUGGGAGCCAAACAUCUUUACAAGCAGACAACCAAAUACUGUUUCACAGCAUAUAUUCAUCUGAAGCAACAAUUGUCCAUUGGAACUCUAGUACCCCAGAAUCUGACUCUAAUGGCUCUCAUCAGCAGGUUAUGGGUUCUGGCAAAAACCUGUCUCCUCAAUUGCACAAGGUGGUAUGGAGAACUUUAUCCAUGUCUGGAGGUCUUUGUUCCUACUGUUCAUCCAUGGUUACCAGAUGGUGUAGUUUUACCAAACACAAUUGCAGAAUCAGAUGAUGAGCCGGAGCCAUUAGAUUUGUAUCAAAGUAAUACUUAUCAGGAGAAGUAUAUGGAAAGUGUUGAACCAAAGAAGAUAAAAUACUUUAUUUUUCAGAGAGAUAUUGUCGAGGAGGACAGAGAAGAUGAAUCAUAUGAUGAAGACAAUAACUGGCUUUCUGACACAAACGAUGAAUCUCAGAUAACAUCAUCACCAGGGGACAGAAAUAAAGUCACAAGUUUACACAAGGACACGAAGAAAGGUUGCAGUGAUUGUUUUUCAAAAAUGCAACAAUCAGAAAUUGGUGAGGAUGAAGGGGAACCAGUUUCUAGAGUUCAGCAUUUGAGUAUUGAAGAAAUAUAUUCCCGAAAUUCCAGUGAGGAUGAAGGGGAACCAGUUUCUAGAGAUCAUCAAAUUUCUAGUGAGGAUGAAGGGGAACCAAUUUCUAGAGUUCAGCAUUUGAGUAUUGAAGAAAUAUAUUCCCGAAAUUUCAGUGAGGAUGAAGGGGAACCAGUUUCUAGAGAUCAUCAAAUUUCUAGUGAGGAUGAAGGGGAACCAGUUCCUAGAAUUCAGCAUAUGAGUAGAAAUAAAACUGAAACACAUCUACCAAAUUCAAGGAAAGGUAAAGGAGAACCAGCUUUUGAGAAUGUUCAACAGCAAAAUAAAGACCCACAAUAUGUAAAUGAAUGUAACUUUACUGAUUCUGGUCCAUCUGUGAAUGUAUCUAAAAGGAAGAUUCCUAAAGUCAAGAAUGAUCAGGGACAUUGUAUAUCUGGUGCUGUUUGUGGUAUGCCAGAAAUCACGGGACCAAGACAGAUGUUUUGUCACCAUGAAACUAAAGAGAGAAGUAUGCCUCAAGUCUUCAUCGAUAAUAAAGCUGUGAGGAAAUGCUCCUUUGAGGAACUAAUAACAAUACUAAAUGAUUUGCCUCUUGUACAUAAAGAGGAAAAGAAUCUAGUCCAGACUUAUAUUAAGUCAUUAAAGAAAUUGAAACAUGAAUCUCAUAAGAAUGUGCAUCCUCUCAGACAAAACAAGAAAUUAAAGAGUGCUCGGAAACUUGUGACGCGAUUUUCUUCAGAUCUUGAUCAAUUAAGAAUCGUUUAUCAGGAGCAAGAGGAAGUGAAAAGGAAAGUGAAAGAGCAGCGGAAAAUAACAAAUACGCCAUCAAGGUUAGUGGAUGGAUAUGUAGCACCAAAGUCAGGAAGGAAAAGAAAACAAGAUUUCAGUCAUGAGGAAUGGGGUGAGAGUGAUGGAAGGAACAAAAAGAAGAAGGUAAAUGAAGAAGAGAAGGGACAAACACAAGAUAAUCAUAAAACCUUUUCCACUUCAAAGGAAAAUAGAAAUGGAUUUUUGAAAUUGGUAAAGCAAUGGAAGAAAAGUGUUGAAGUUUCUUCUACAGUAACACUUCAAGGAUUAGUUUAUGAUUUUAGCAAUCCUGCUAAAAGAAGAAAAUUCCUCAAAAAGUUGAAAAUUGUCAAGUGGAAGUUUUUAAACAGAGAAUUGACAGAAGAAGAGAGUAUCAGAGCAAUUGAUUCUCAAUUAAUCUCUUUAUAAAUGAACAUACAUAUAUUUUAGCUAAAUUGCAGAUGUAUUCCCUGUGUGUAUGUUGGUAAUUAAAUAAUGUGUUACUGACCUAAACUAUUUCUUUAAGUGUUUGAUUUUGACUUUUUUCUUCUUUAUAUGGGAAAUUUUUGCCCCCAUUUUAUUUUUGCCCUCAUCACAAGUGGGUGAAUUUAAAGUAGGGUGAAUUCAAAGUAAACUGCAUUGUCUCACAACUAUGCCUGGUGAAUUUAAAUUGGGCCAAAAUUGUUUUCAAGUGUGAAGGGGCCAAAAAUAAGACAGGGUGAAAAUACA